Messenger RNA from Drosophila serrata, 2149 nucleotides. It is a transcript of the gene CCKLR-17D1, whose product is annotated as Cholecystokinin-like receptor at 17D1. Lineage: Eukaryota; Metazoa; Arthropoda; Insecta; Diptera; Drosophilidae. Gene Ontology annotation, biological process: neuropeptide signaling pathway. Gene Ontology annotation, cellular component: plasma membrane. Gene Ontology annotation, molecular function: neuropeptide receptor activity; gastrin receptor activity. The record is from RefSeq and is a predicted model, not a curated record.
AUGCUUGGCAGCAUGUUGCGCUCGCUUGGCGCCGGCUGUUGGCCGCAGGUCUUCGCAGGACUCAGGGCCGAGUUCCGCAUCCUGCGCCAGGCGCUGCCGCUGGCCACGGACGCAGUGAUCCGGCUCAAUGGCAGCCACGAGCUCACCGGUGGCCUGGAGGUGAAUCUGGCCGAUCUGUUCAACUACACCGGGGUGGAGCUGGACCUGGCGGCGGAUACCUUCGGCACUGGCGAUGCUGUUGAUGCUGUUGCCGAACUUCCCGAAACGGAUUUGUAUCCUUUUAGGACCAGCACCGCAGCGCCCACGCCUCGGAACAGGACGGGGGCACGUGUGAGCUCGGAUGUGCCCAUUUGGGUGGUGCCCUGCUAUUCGGCCAUCCUGCUGUGCGCCGUCGUUGGCAACCUGCUGGUGGUGCUCACUUUGGUCCAGAAUCGUCGCAUGCGCACGAUCACCAACGUGUUCCUGCUCAAUCUGGCCAUUUCGGACAUCCUGCUGGGCGUCUUUUGCAUGCCGGUGACCCUGGUGGGCACUCUGCUACGUCACUUCAUCUUUGGCGAGCUGCUCUGCAAGCUCAUCCAGUUUGCACAGGCUGCCUCUGUGGCCGUUUCUUCUUGGACCUUGGUGGCCAUUUCCUGUGAGCGUUAUUAUGCCAUCUGCCAUCCUUUGAGAUCACGCACUUGGCAGACCAUCAAUCAUGCCAAUAAGAUCAUAGCCAUCAUUUGGCUGGGCAGCCUCAUUUGCAUGACACCCAUAGCGGCUUUCAGUCAACUGAUGCCCACCAGUCGACCAGGUCUUCGCAAGUGCCGUGAGCAGUGGCCGGCGGAUAGCUUGAACUAUGAGCGGGCUUAUAACUUAUUCCUGGAUCUGGCUCUGUUGGUGUUGCCUUUGCUGGCCCUUAGCUUCACUUACCUGUUUAUUACCCGAACUCUGUAUGUAAGCAUGCGCAACGAGCGGGCCAUGAAUUUUGGCAGCAGUGGUCCGGAUAUGGCUCCCGGGUCGGGUUCCGGUUCCGGUUCCGGUUCCGCCAUAAUGGUGGGUGGUGCCAUUGGUCCGGGCAGUCAGAGGCGUGCGAACGGAAGUCACUGCCAAUCGUUGGACACGAUUGUGGCACAGCAACAGCAACAGCAGCAGCAGCAACACCAUUCGCAGUAUUAUUAUGCUGACUAUGCUCAUGGCGGCAGCAAGCGACGGCUGCUGGGAGGUGCACCUUGCGAGGGGCGGCGACACCUGUACUGCAUGAGGAGUGCCUCAGUCAAGUCCCUGCGACAACAACAGCAGCAGCAACAGCAGGUGAACGGUGGGUCAAGUGCAGUCCCAGGCGGGGAUUGCUGCAGCAGGGCCCAGAGGAUGCGACACCAGAUGCAACACCAUCAGCAGCAGCAACAUCAACAGCAGCAACAUCAGCAGCAGCAUCAGGGUUACAUCAGCGACAACGAGUCCCGUCGCAAGUCCCUGUCCCAGCCCAGUCUUCGUAUUACAGAGGCGGGUCUGCGAAGAUCCAAUGAAAGCAAGAGUCUGGAGAGCAAGAAGCGUGUGGUAAAGAUGCUUUUCGUCCUGGUCCUGGAGUUCUUCAUCUGCUGGACACCGCUGUAUGUGAUCAAUACGAUGACCAUGCUCCUCGGUCCUGCGGUAUAUGAGUAUGUGGGCUACACAUCCAUCAGUUUCCUGCAACUGUUGGCCUACUCCUCCAGCUGCUGUAACCCGAUUACGUAUUGCUUUAUGAAUGCCAGCUUCCGGCGUGCCUUUGUGGACACCUUCAAGGGCAUGAGGAUAUGUGAACGGCUCUGUGCUCCUUGCUGUUUUUGGAGGCGACGGUCCAAGAAUGAAACGAAUCUUUCGGUGGCUGGGAACUCAAUUGCUUUGGCCAAUUCGGUCAUGUCCAGCCAUACGAUCCUGGAGAGUCCACGGCUCUGAGGCAGCCGGCGGAGGCAGGCGCCCGGAGCUCAAAUGGCGGAGACGGAGUCACUUUAGUUUGGUGACUCUCAUUUGUGAUGAUGCAAUCUAACUGCAAUAGAAACUGUGUGGUUGUCAACGAUGAUUCUGCCGCGUUCUGAAUGUGUGUGGAUGUGGUAGGAAGAGGUAUAGAAGGAGCAGGAGGAGCAGGAGUAGCAGGAUAAGUAGCAGAAUCCGGGGAAAGUUAAGCCUAGCA